GCAGGAAUACUUGCAAAACGCCCCUUGUUUCCCUUAGGGCGAAUCGUCCUUCCCCUCUUCUCGCCCUCGCCCUCCCCCUCGCCCUCGCCCUCGACCUCGACCUCGACCUCACCCUUCAAGAAGUCUUCUCGGAAGGGAUUGCUACGAUGACGAGUUCGUGGUUCCGCGCACUGACGCAUAUCUCGCCCUACACCUUCGCCUCCAUCGGCAUCGCCAUCUCCAUCGGCGUUUCCGUCCUCGGUGCUGCCUGGGGGAUUUAUAUUACCGGGAGCAGCUUGAUCGGCGCAGCGAUCAAGGCCCCCAGAAUUACAUCGAAAAAUCUUAUCAGUGUUAUCUUCUGCGAAGCUGUCGCUAUAUAUGGUGUCAUUGUUGCCAUCAUUUUGCAAACCAAACUGGAAAGUGUUCCUACAUCAAAAAUAUAUGAUCCUGAAUCUCUUCGAGCUGGAUAUGCUAUAUUUGCCUCUGGGAUUAUUGUGGGUUUCGCUAAUCUCAUGUGCGGCCUCUGCGUAGGAAUUAUUGGGAGCAGCUGUGCUUUAUCUGAUGCUCAGAACUCCACGCUUUUCGUAAAGAUUCUGGUGAUUGAAAUAUUUGGAAGCGCGCUCGGUUUAUUUGGCGUGAUCGUUGGUAUAAUCAUGUCAGCCCAAGCGACAUGGCCAGCUAAGACAGCAUGAGCUAUUCCUUCUCCAUUGAGCUUGUGGUUGUAUCAUCUGGAAUCAUAAUAAUCACCAAAUCAACUGUUAUUGUAGUUGCUGCCAAGUUUAAUUCGAGAUUCUGCAUUUUGUGCAGUGGCGUCUCGACUCUGAGGUUUUCUUUUUCCUCCUAUCUUUGAAGCCAAAUAAUUAUGUUCAUGGCUGACUCGACAACUGGUUGACUUUACCACCGGUGUGUAAGAAUCUACCGUAAGAACUAUUCAUGAACUCAAAAAUUCUACGAAUUUCUUGUAAAUUAUUCUAUCUGCUGUGCAUUUUGGAGCAGACUCGUUGAAAUGAUAGAUGAGUUAUUUCCGUAUCACUAUGUAAUAGCACCGUAUGGAAACAAUGGUCAUCAUUUGUAUUUAUCCAAAAAUACUUUUAUAUUUUUAUCUAUGAAAAAUAUUUUAGUUCUGUA
Messenger RNA from Zingiber officinale, 1107 nucleotides. Its product is annotated as V-type proton ATPase subunit c''2-like. NCBI's taxonomy places the organism in Eukaryota, Viridiplantae, Streptophyta, Magnoliopsida, Zingiberales, Zingiberaceae. The transcript has 4 exons. The record is from RefSeq and is a predicted model, not a curated record. Gene Ontology annotation, biological process: proton transmembrane transport. Gene Ontology annotation, cellular component: proton-transporting V-type ATPase, V0 domain. Gene Ontology annotation, molecular function: proton-transporting ATPase activity, rotational mechanism. Bases 147 to 671 code for a protein of 174 amino acids.